This is a messenger RNA of Vittaforma corneae ATCC 50505, 711 nucleotides long. RefSeq names its product hemolysin III family channel protein. Lineage: Eukaryota; Fungi; Microsporidia; Nosematidae. The record is from RefSeq and is a predicted model, not a curated record. The coding region runs from base 1 to 711 and encodes 236 amino acids. Gene Ontology annotation, cellular component: membrane. The transcript has a single exon.
AUGAAUAUUCAAAAUAGUCUGCGACUAAACAUUCAAAAUAACACCUUUUCUCUUCCAAAGCCUAAGCUCCGGGGAAAGAUUCACUGUGCUGCUUUUUUACUUACUUGCUUUGGUCUCCUUCUCUUUCUUCUGUCUUCCUACCUCUACCAAUUCAACCUGGGGAUUCUUAUUUAUUUGAUAAGCCAGAUGCUUCAGUUUGGGGUAAGUAGCUUUUAUCACAUCCCAGAUUGGAACCCAAAAACCAAACUUUUUCUCAGAUACCUGGACCAUUCCUGUAUAUUUCUUUUAAUAAGUGGGACACAGACGUCCGUUCUUCUGAAUAACAUUCCAAAGACCGAAAUGAGUUUUGCUUUGAUGGCAAUAAAGCUUUCCUGGGGGAUAUCAUUAAUAGGAAUAUCAAGGUUCCUCGUAUUUAGUAGGCUCUAUGACAUAUUUGAUCUGAUCUGCUAUAUCUGUCAUGGUCUUAUUAUUCUUCCUUUUAUCAAGCUGAUGGCGCAUUUUGAUACAUUUGAAUUGAUCUUUGUAUGUCUAGGUGGAAUUUUCUACAUUGUUGGUGGUAUUGUCUACGGAAUGGAAAGACCCAACCCAGUUCCUGAAUUAAUUGGAUACCAUGAAAUUUUCCAUAUUUUCACUCUUCUUGCCAAUACUUGUUUUGCUAUUGUAAUUACAAAGGAUUACGUUUAUUCAGUAAUCUUUGAGAAAAUUAAAUGA